Messenger RNA from Kogia breviceps (pygmy sperm whale), 1340 nucleotides. Lineage: Eukaryota; Metazoa; Chordata; Mammalia; Artiodactyla; Physeteridae. The record is from RefSeq and is a predicted model, not a curated record.
UGCAAGCAGUUAGAGCAGUCUCCAGAGAGCAGCAUGUUCUCCUUGCUCUUUGGGGUUGGACUGGUGGUUCUGAACCUAGGGAGCUCUGCAAGGAGCCAGAAGACAGAACCUCUUAGUGGCUCUGGGGAGCAGCCCCUCUUCCGUGGUGCGUAUCGAUAUGACUUUGCCGUCAUGAUCCCUCCAGGAGGCACAGAAUGCUUUUGGCAAUUUGCCCACCAAACUGGAUACUUCUAUUUCAGUUAUGAGGUUCAGCGGACACUGGGAAUGUCACAUGACCGGCAUGUUGCUGCCACUGCACAUACCCCACAGGGUUUCCUUAUAGACACCUCUAAGAAUGUUCGGGGCCAGAUUAACUUCUCUACCCAAGAGACAGGUUUUUAUCAGCUUUGUGUAAAAAAUCAGCAAAAUCGCUUUGGUUCUGUGCAAGUAUACCUCAAUUUUGGAGUCUUCUAUGAGGGGCCUGAGAUGGACCACAAAGAGAAGAAAGAAAGAAAACAACUGAAUGAUACUUUGGAUGCAAUUGAGAAAAGUACACGAAAGCUGCAGAACAAUAUCUUUCACAUGUGGCGAUACUACAACUUCGCUCGCAUGAGAAAAACGGCUGACUCUUUCCUACUCCAGUCAAACUAUAACUAUGUGAAUUGGUGGUCGACAGCCCAGAGCCUUGUUAUUAUUCUUUCUGGGAUCCUGCAGCUGUAUUUCGUGAAGCGUCUCUUCAACAUCCCAACGACUACAGACACAAAGAAGCCAAGAUGCUAAGCUCGAACAACUACAGUGCCCCUGGCUCUUUUCUUCUGGGGCACAAGCUCUCUCAAAUCUUUGUAAAGUUAUCGGGGAAAAAACUUUUCUUGUUAGGCAGUUGUAGCCUAUUGCGCUCAUCUACACAGGCAAAAUAGCAAUAAAUAAAAGUGUGUAAGCUUUCGACGUUGACUAUUUCUAAAGUACACACUAAAUGCUACCAUCAAAAUACUGUCCAUCGUACUGCAGCCCCUUAACCUUCACUAUGUCUAUUUAGAAAUUAACAGAGAACCUUGGAAGGGAGAAAAGUUGAAAAAAAUGGGACUAAAACAUAUAAAACUGGGUUUUAUAUGUUUAUGUUGCAUACAAAAACAGGAGUAGGUAGAGUGCUUUUUUGUAAUUGAAAAAUGAUUUAUUUUUAGAGAUGUCACCUUUGGAAUUUAAAUUAAGCAGUAUAUGCACUAAAGAAAUUGCUUUACAAUACAGGUACUUAAAAAUUUUUUUUGUCUGUGAUAUGUUUUUCACUAAAAAAUAUUUUAGUAAUUCUAAAAAUAAUUUUGGAAGGCAUGGGAGAAGGAUGAAGGAGCUAAAUUAUUAUUUCA